Messenger RNA from Staurois parvus, 414 nucleotides. The record is from the annotation of a GenBank genome assembly. Lineage: Eukaryota; Metazoa; Chordata; Amphibia; Anura; Ranidae.
UGUUUUACUCAGAAAACCCAUCUUACCAAACACCAGAGGACUCACACUGGGGAGAAGCCGUAUUCUUGUUCGGAGUGCGGGAAACGGUUUACAGAGAAGGCCUAUGUGAUCGUACAUGAGAGAACUCACACGGGCGUCAAGCCGUAUUCUUGUACAGAGUGCGGGAAGUGUUUCAACCAGAGAAGCCACUUUAUCGCCCAUCAGAGAGCACAUACGGGGGAGAAGCCCUUUUCAUGUGCAGAGUGCAGGAAAUGUUUUAGUGAAAGAGCCCAGCUAGCCACACACCGAAUAAUUCACACGGAUGUCCACCCGUAUUCUUGUCCCGUGUGCAGCAAAUGCUACAGCAGUAAAUCGAAUCUGGUUAGGCAUCAGCAGGUCCAUACGAACAUGAAACCGCCUGCGUGUUCUGAAUAA